AUGGUUGAAGGGAAGCGCAUCUAUAGAGAAGCGUGUGAUGAGAAAGUCGGCUGGAAUUCAGAAGUAUCUACCAGCACGUCCAAAGAUUGGAUAAAGUGGCGACAACAGUUAAGAAACGUGAAAAUUCCGAGAAGUCUAGCAAAGGAGAUUCGAAAGGUGAAAGCUAUACAUUUGCAUUUAUUUGCUGAUGCAAGUUUCACAGCGUGCUCGGCGGUCAGUAUAGCAGUAAUCGAACAUUCCAGUGGAAUAGUUAAAGGUCUUCUUACGUCAAAGUCCAGAAUUGCCAAGAGAAACACUUCCAUACCAAGGCUGGAAUUAGUUAGCGGUCAGAUGGCUGCCAAUAUGGCUAAGAAUUUGGUUGCCGCAUUGAGAAGAUGGCCAAUUGCAUCAGUUGCAGUGUGGAUGGACAGCCUGGUUGCUUUGUUUUGGAUUGCUAGCCCAGAAAGAUCCUGGAAAAUCUUUGUAUCAAAUCGGACGCGGAAGAUUGCUGAAAUUACGGAAGAAGUAGGCAUCAGUUGGAAGUACUGUCCAUCCGAGGAAAAUUUAGCUGAUUUAGGGAGUCGGGGAGCUUCGAUCGACAAAAUGGAAAAGGACGGUUGGUUUAAUGGUCCCGAGUGGCUAGUAAACCCAGACAAAUGGCCAAAACAACCAAAGCUCGAGAGAACAAAGACUGUCCUGGUCGAGCAAAAGCCGAUGACGGAAGUAGCUUUCAAUACGCAAGAAAAAGAUCCGGACGAAUGGGACUUGCUACUUUCUAGAUCAAGCUACUGGAAGACUAUUCGUGUUACUGCGUGGGCGUUAAGAUUUGUAAGCAAUGCAAGAGCCAGAAAACAGAAAACUAACCUAGCGAAAGGUCCGCUGACGACGAACGAGCUAGAACAGUCGAAAGUGCGAUGGGUGAAGAAGGUCCAAGAAGACAUACGAGGACCUGGAUGGGAAGUCAUACGAGAAGGUGAUUCUGGUUUACUGAAAUGUAAAGGUCGAAUUCCCGGGUAUCAGCCGAUAUACUUGGAAGGAGGAGACUUUACGGACAAAUUGAUCAUGCAUACACACAAUGAGAUACGUCAUUUUGGUAUCGCGAACACGAUGGCCGCACUAAGAGAGAACUGGUGGAUUCCGAGACUGCGCUCGAAAGUUAAAAGGAUCAUUAACGAAUGCAACGUAUGUAAAGCGUACCGAGUCAAACCAUAUGGUCGUACAGCAACUGCCGAACUACCUACGUUUCGAAUCGAAAGCGGACGACCAUUUGAAACAACGGGUGUUGAUUUCGCGGGUCCCCUCACAUAUAAGCUUACCAAGAAAGAAGAAGGCAAGUGCUACAUCCUAAUAUUUACAUGUGCUACAUCCAGAGCCGUGCAUCUGGAGUUGACGAAGACACAAUCGGCAGAAGAAUUCAAAGUAAAGCUAAACGCCUUCAUCGCAAGAAAGAGCAGAAUAAAUUUGAUUGUGUGAAUUGA
Messenger RNA from Paramuricea clavata, 1457 nucleotides. NCBI's taxonomy places the organism in Eukaryota, Metazoa, Cnidaria, Anthozoa, Malacalcyonacea, Plexauridae. The record is from the annotation of a GenBank genome assembly.